Physcomitrium patens is the source of this 1376-nucleotide messenger RNA. Its product is annotated as translocon-associated protein subunit alpha. The record is from RefSeq and is a predicted model, not a curated record. NCBI's taxonomy places the organism in Eukaryota, Viridiplantae, Streptophyta, Bryopsida, Funariales, Funariaceae. Gene Ontology annotation, cellular component: endoplasmic reticulum membrane; endoplasmic reticulum.
GAUUCAGCCUUAAGGUACUACAUUCGAUGCCCCAGGCGAGGAAAAAAACUUAGUUGGGGUCUGUUUGUGUGUGUGUGUGUGUGUGUGUGUGUAUGUGUUGAAUGAGGUGCUGACCCAGUGCUGCUGCGGAUUUUGGUGGGUUUUUCGUCUUCUGGCUUUGUGGUUGGGGCUUGAAGUGCGAUAGCGGUACAUUGGAGCGGCGGUGGCGAUGACGAUGACGAAGGGACCGUGGAGCACCGUGUUGUUGCUGCUGCUGGCGUCGGCGCUUCUCAUGAACUGCUUCGUAACACCAGUCACAAGUAGCGAGGACCAGGAGGCAGAAACCCUAAACAGCGAAGAGACUAUCGAUGAGCCAGUAAAAGAGACUUUUGUGGAGGACAAGCACAUUGGAGCUGCCCCGGGGGUGGAGGCAUCUGUUUAUUUUCCCAAGAACCUCAACAAUGUGGUGAAAUCAGGAGAGCCUACGCAAAUUCUUAUCAAUAUCACCAAUGAUGGAGCUGGUCCCAUGCAGGUGCAAUACAUCCGUGCCAGUCUUCACCUUCCAAAUGAUCACCGGGUCAUUAUCCAGAACUUCACUGUUCAGGAGUACUCGAGCAGUAUCCCACAAGGCAACAAGGUGACUUUUAGCUACUGGUUCGGCGUUGUCAAGUUUCUCCAGCCAGGAAACUAUGACUUCGUUGGGAAGAUUAUUUACGAGCUGGAAAACAAAGCUUACACACACGUCUUCUACAAUAGCACUAUCGAUGUCGUGGAAUCUGGCGGUUUUGUGAGUGGCGAGACAAUUUUCCUGUCCAGUUUGGGCUUGGGUUUGUUGGGACUUCUCGGCAUGUGGGCCUAUUCUAAAGUUCAGGAUUUUAUCAAGAAACAAAGAAGAAGCAGCAAGAAAGUUGAGACUGGUACCCGCACCAACAGCGACGCUCACGCUAAUGAAUGGCUUAAAGGGACAUCGUUCACCCAGAAAUUGUCAAGGAACAUCUCACAGCAACGAAAGGCUUUCAAGAAAAAGAGCUCUUCUAAAGACUCUAAGGACGCUCCCAAGGACUCGUAGAUAUGGUCAAUUUCUCAGAGUUAUGUCGCUUUAGUGGUUGUUGCAAUACUCGAGUUCUACAGUUUCGAAGUGGCGCUCGUCCUAAGUGAUUCAUUCUUGAGAUGUCAAUUAGACUGUUACGACGAACAUCUUUUCUGCAUUUUUAGCAGAAUUUUGAAAGCAGGGACCGAGUUGAGGGCAACUUCCAUAGACGGUUACUUCACCAGUCAUUGCUUAGUUGUAACGCUGGACUUCAGCGCCAUUCAUGUGAUGGUGGUGAUCAUCUUCACAUAUAUGAAUAUUCAGCGUAAUGUGAAGUUCUUUUGCAAGGUACCAACACUUGAAGUAA